This is a messenger RNA of Pestalotiopsis fici W106-1, 939 nucleotides long. RefSeq lists its product as uncharacterized. The transcript has a single exon. Gene Ontology annotation, biological process: positive regulation of establishment of bipolar cell polarity regulating cell shape. The record is from RefSeq and is a predicted model, not a curated record. Gene Ontology annotation, cellular component: plasma membrane of growing cell tip. The coding region runs from base 1 to 939 and encodes 312 amino acids. NCBI's taxonomy places the organism in Eukaryota, Fungi, Ascomycota, Sordariomycetes, Amphisphaeriales, Sporocadaceae.
AUGCCGCUGAUUUCGACAGUUUCUACGAGUGCCGCGUCAUCUUCAAGCUGUAGCUGGGAUCUGCCGAGUGACGUACAGCUCAUCAAUCUAGAAAGCAUCACGAUUACUGCUGGAUCUUCAACAUCAUCAACAGAGUAUAGCGACCCUAAAAAUGUUAUCCAAGUGUGUAACGCCACAGCAACGAGUGAGUCAUCGAGUACCUGGCUUCUUGAAGACAAUACGGCUGGUUUCUGGCAAGCAUCGUUCGAUUAUAAUUUCCAACCCUCAAGUGUUCGACUUUACAAUACUCACGUAGACGGACGUGGAACGAAAACAUGGACAUUCAGCGCUAUUCCUGUAGGCAGCAUAGCAAAUCUCAGCUACACCGACCCGGGAAUCGGAGAUGAUGCAUUUUGCACCAGUGAAUGUCCGCUCAGCGACAACUCGAGCAUCGCAUUCCAGGAGUUCAUUUUUGUCAAUAAUGUAUCCGUCAGUACCUUCAGGAUCGAUGUCAGCGCCUGGUAUGGCGCAGGGGGUGGUUUUGAUGGCAUUCAAGUCGCGGGAAUCGGGAUUCCAAGCUCAGUUUCGACUCAGUCACCCCCAGCGGCUACCAGUGCGACUAGUCCUACUGCUUCGACCUCUGCGCCUUUGACGCAUGAUAACCAGGGAUCUACAGAUACUGGUCUCUCGUCAGGGGCCAAAGCGGGUAUCGCCCUUGGAGUUGUCGGUGCAUUCUUGCUCCUGGCUAGUCUCGUCUACCUCACGGUUCGCUGGCAGCGACUCAGACUCAGCCAGCAGGAGGAGAGCUCUCAAGGCACAGAUAAGCCCGAAUUGCAUGGGGUCUCAAGAAGCGAGGUUCAUGGGCAUAGUAUGAGACCAGAGCUCCCGGACGAGUUUGCACGCGGAGUUCAACUAGACAGUCGGGAAAAGCCAGUAGAGCUGAGCGCUGAACGCUUUUGA